CAUGACCAGGUUGCCUCAUACACAAGCUCACCAUCUUUUCAUAAUCCAAAGAACUUUCCUUCUCUGUUCUUGCAUCUUUGUUCAAUAAUUAAGAAACCCUGGGAGUAGAGUUUUCUCUGUUUUUUUUUUUUUUUUUUUUCUCUUUUUCUUGUACAAAGUGUUGUUUUAAAUAAGCUUAGACUACAUUGGCAAGGGGAGAGAGAUGAUGGAUUACUAUGAGCUUGCUGCUAGGUCUUCUUACCAAGAGUCCCUUAAGGUUCUUGAGGCUGAUAUCCACCACGCUAAUGUGUUGGCAGCUUCUAUACCAAGAGGCAAGAAUGGUUCUUGUCUGCAAAUGAAACUGGUUUACAAUCACUUGGCACCCAUUUGUCUGCUGUUACUCCAGUGGAUGGAUUGUUCAUGUACAUGUCUACUUUCAAGUUAUUUAAAUCUUCUCCACAUAGUCUUAUAUCAGGUAUGCUCUGAUGGGACACCAAAUAUCUCUUCAUGUAGAAGGAAAGCAACCAUUAGAGAAUUCUAUGCUGUUAUAUUACCAUCACUUCAACGUCUCCACUGUGAUUCAAUGGAGUUGGAUAUGGCUAAGGAAGAAGGUACUGCAGAGGUGGUUGUUAAAAAGAGACUAGAGGAAAGGAGGAAACUCACGGAUAUGGAUAUAGAGAGGGAAGAUGAAUGUGGGAUCUGCUUGGAGCCUUGCACAAAAAUGGUAGUGCCAAGCUGUUGCCACACAAUGUGCAUCAACUGCUACCGUGACUGGAAUACAAGAUCAGAAUCUUGCCCAUUUUGCCGGGGAAGUCUGAAAAGAGUAAACUCAGGUGACUUGUGGGUUCUUACAUGCAUUAAGGAUGUGGUUGACUCUGAAACUGUGUUAAGAGAGGAUAUGUUAAGAUUCUAUCUCUAUAUAAACAGCUUGCCUAAGGAUAUCCCUGAUGCUUUAUUCUUGAUGUACUAUGAAUACCUUAUCUAAGCUUGCAUACUAGAAGAUUGAUGUACAGAGGAAAAAUGCUGACCAACGCGUACAAAUCUGGUGAGCUUUUCAUGUUAAAAUUUUCAUCUUCACUUGAUAAUUGUUCAGAAUAAUCUAUGCUCAACUGGGCACAUUUACCACAAACAAUGCUUCUUGCAUUCUAGUGAGAAGCUAAUUAAAUGGGUAUUGGUUGAUUGAUGCGUUGAAUAGUUAAAGCCAAGUCACAAGGAUUCAUUAAAUUAUCAUUCCCAACAGCAAUUUAUGUGAUUUAAUAUCAAGACGUGCUGCCUUCGGUUAUCCUGUUUAUGAUGACGCACACGUUCUGUUCACUCAUGAAAAAUUGUUUUCAUUAAAAUGGUUUUAUAGUUUUCCAAAUUUUAAGCAGAUUUAGAAAACAGUCUUUUGUUGUCUCCCAAAUUUUCAGCUCUGGGAAACAGUUAUUCGGUUUCAGCAUGCAUUCUUCAUUCUCCUUAAAAGAAAUGAAUUGGAAGCUGUUUUUCUGAAACUAAUUGCAACGACAGAAGACUUCAUUCUUUCUUUGCAUGUUAAUCUAAGAGAGUUGGCAAUUGGGUGUUUAUGUUUUCAGAGGAUUCAGUUUUGUGUGUAGAGAUGUUUCAAUGUUAAGAUUGUGACACUUGUCUUACAUGAGAUCCAUUAGACAAUUACUGUGUGGCUCAUGUGGAAAGGAUUUCUUUUGUCAUGUAUGGAAGUGGGAAAGCUUUGUGAACCAUUCUCUACUUAGAAAGUGAUCUAGAAGGCCUUCACCAAUGUAUCUGACAUUUGAACAUUAUAUCUAUACCUGCCAAGGAAGUAGUUGAAAGUUAUAUUUUCCUUAAAUAAAUUGUUGGCCUUUCCCUCCUCUAAUAGGGUGGCUUUAUUUUA
Messenger RNA from Manihot esculenta (cassava), 1846 nucleotides. RefSeq names its product E3 ubiquitin-protein ligase AIRP2. Gene Ontology annotation, biological process: protein ubiquitination. Gene Ontology annotation, molecular function: ubiquitin protein ligase activity. The transcript has 5 exons. Lineage: Eukaryota; Viridiplantae; Streptophyta; Magnoliopsida; Malpighiales; Euphorbiaceae. The coding region runs from base 203 to 964 and encodes 253 amino acids. The record is from RefSeq and is a predicted model, not a curated record.